UUGCUACCUUAGUUCAUUCACAACGCCACUCUGGAUUACCAAAGCCUUUAAAGAGAAGCUCCUUCCUCGGGCUCCUCGGACGACACAGCAGGGAGUUCACAAACCUGCCCGCCGCCGUAAACAAUGAAAAUGUCAGCGGAGGAGAUCAGCCAGGUCCUCAAGGAGGGAGAGCUGGAGAAGAGGAGCGACAACCUGCUCCAGUUUUGGAAGAGGAAGACGUGCGUCCUGACCACGGACAGCCUCAACAUUUACGCCGACACGCAGAAGCGCUCCAAGGGCAAGGAGCUCAAGCUGCAGUCCAUCAAGAAGGUGGACUGCGUGGAGCGCACCGGCAAGUUCGUCUAUUUCACCAUCGUAACCACAGACAAUAAGGAGAUCGAUUUCCGGUGCUCUGGGGAAGAGAACUGCUGGAAUGCAAUGAUCACCAUGGCUCUGAUUGAUUACCAGAACAGAAAGGCCAUCCAGGACUUUAAAACGCGGCAGGACAACGAGAGCGCGUCGCCCGGACAGCAGGAGAGGCGCAUGGCGAGGGCGCCAUGAGAGGGACUCCGUUAACCACUCCUAAUAUGUGUCAAAGUGGACCAUAAAGAAAUAAUACGCGGACCAAAAGGACGACGUGGUCAUCCGGUCCAGAGAUGAAGGAUUGUUCGGGACUGAGCUCUCGGAGAGAGGGGGGACAACUGACAGAUUUUCAGAAGCUCCACACACAGGACUGAACCCUUGAAUUGUCAGAACUAUUUCAAGUUUGCUCUCCUGGGAGGAAAAACCAUGAUGUUAAUUUAUUUGUUUCCAGGAUAUGUGUUACUGGCAAACAGCUUGUCUUGUUUAAAUUAUUUUCUAUUUCAAUGUGUGUUGAGUGUAUAUUUAUUUGAAUAAAUAUUCAUGGAUUUUUGACAUAA
Molecule: messenger RNA, 899 nt
Organism: Larimichthys crocea (large yellow croaker)
Lineage: Eukaryota; Metazoa; Chordata; Actinopteri; Sciaenidae
Gene: phlda2
Product: pleckstrin homology-like domain, family A, member 2
Exons: 2
Coding region: 124-540 (138 amino acids)
Biological process (GO): positive regulation of apoptotic process
Molecular function (GO): phosphatidylinositol phosphate binding
Source: RefSeq, a predicted model, not a curated record